This is a messenger RNA of Doryrhamphus excisus (bluestripe pipefish), 2687 nucleotides long. RefSeq names its product cell cycle associated protein 1b (gene caprin1b). Gene Ontology annotation, cellular component: cytoplasm. NCBI's taxonomy places the organism in Eukaryota, Metazoa, Chordata, Actinopteri, Syngnathiformes, Syngnathidae. Gene Ontology annotation, molecular function: RNA binding. The record is from RefSeq and is a predicted model, not a curated record.
CUAAUGGUCUGUGCUAACAGCAUUGCCGACAUUUUAGCAAACCACCAGAGAUCACCGAUCAACUCGUCAUAGUGGAUCAAAGAUCAGAUUAAAUCCGUUUCGCAUUUUGAGUUAAACCGAGAAAGGGCAUCGAGAAUUGUCACUGUUUGCACGCCAGGGCUCUACACAGUGUAGCGGUGAAAUUAACGGUGAUAUGUGAAUAGACCGACCCGAUGCCCUCUGCGAUGAACGCCAACAGGACGGUGCAGGCAGCCAGCCCAGAUGUGGGAUCCUCUCCAGGUUUAUUGGGCUAUAAUGCAUUUGGCGGCCAGUCUGAAGUCCUGAAGCAAAUGCUGCUUGUUAUUGACAAGAAGGCCCGCAACAUGGAGAAGAAAAAGAGCAAACUGGAUGAUUAUCAAGUUCGAAAGGAUAAAGGCGAGCGUCUUAAUCAGGACCAGCUGGAGGCCCUCUCCAAAUACCAAGAAAUCACGAAUAACUUGGAAUUUGCCAGGGAGUUGCAGAAGACCUUCUUCACUCUUGGACAAGAUAUCCAGAAGGUAGUGAAGAAGUCUGCCCGACGGGAGCAGCUGCAGCGGGAGGAGGCAGAGCAGAGAAGACUGAAGACGGUUCUGGAGCUGCAGUUUCUCCUGGACAGACUGGGAGAGGAGUCAGUGCGGCAAGACCUGAAGCGGGGAGUCGGAGGCUCGGCCCUGCUCACGGAGGUGGACCUGAUGGCGUUUGAUGACUUCUACAAGCUGGUGGGGCCAGAUCGGGACCAAAAUAUCAGGUUGGCUGACCAGUAUGAGGCGGCAUCUGUGCACCUUUGGGACCUUCUGGAAGGCAAGGACAAGGCUGUGGUUGGAACAACGUAUAAAGCACUCAAGCAGAGGUUGGACCAGCUUUUGCUGAGUGGUUACUUCGAUCGGGCUCCACCGGGUUCUCACCAAAAUGGAGUGUGUGAGGAGCAACUGGAGGAGGAGGACGUGGUGAAAGAGGAAGCGGUGGUGGAAGUACCAGCAACUGAGGGAACAGCAACUGAAUCAUCGGAGGCAGAAGAGCAGCCCGUUGAUGCGGAAACUGAAGUCAUUGAAGAGUACGUAGAGCCCAUUGCAGUGGAAACAAAGGAGUUCGUAAACAGACAGUUCAUUCCAGAUCGCACGUUCAGCGGCAGUGUAAAGGAGCAAGGGGACGAGUGGACCACAGAAACGGAGGUGGUCGCUGCCAUGCAGCAGCAGCAACCCUUGCAGCCUGCCCCUCCUCCAGUUCCUCUGGAGACCCACCCAUUGAGCUUAGUGGCUCCCGUGCCGCCUACUGAUGCCAUGGUCAGGAAGCAGGUGGUGCAGGACCUCAUGGCACAGAUGCAGGGAACGUACAACUUCAUGCAGGACUCCAUGCUGGACUUUGACGGACAGCCCAUUGACCCCGCCAUUGUAUCAGCCCAGCCUAUGAAAUCGUCUCAAACCGUGGAGCUGCCACAGCUGGUGUGUCCUCCAGUUCAUCCAGAGUCACGGCUAUCACAUCCCAACACUGUUCCUGUCCAAACUGAACCCACACAUUUACCUAUUGUCUCCCCAACGCCAUCAGCCAUGUUUCAGACCUCCCACACGCCAGAUUCUCGGCCAACAGAACCAAUCGACCCCAUACAGACGUCCAUGUCCUUGCCCUCGGAGCAUUCUCCUCCUCCCACAUCUCUCCCACCCGCCUCCCAGACACAGGUUUUCCAGCCAGUUCCCAAAACUCCUCACAGCAGUGGCAUCAAUGUCAAUGCUGCACCAUUCCAGUCAAUGCAGACAGUAUUCAACCUCAAUGCGCCAGUCCCGCCUGCUGAGACCGAGGCUUUGAACCAGCCCAGCCAGUACCAGAACACCUUCAACCAGGCCUUCAGCGGCCAGACUCAGCAUCCUGUGGAUCCGACAGAGAUGCAGUCAGAACAACUGCAACCUGCAGUUGGUGCCUUCCACCCCCAAGACCAGUCAGGAGGCCAUCAACAGCCGUCACAGCCAGGCCCGGGCUUUGGCAGACAGACUCAGUCCUUCUAUAACAGCAGAGGAAUGUCACGUAGCGGACCUCGCAACGCCAGGGGCAUGAUCAGCGGCUACAGGGGCUCAUCGAAUGGCUUCAGAGGUGCUUACGACGGUUAUCGGCCUCCUUUUGCCAACACUCCCAAUUCUGGUUAUGGACAGAGUCAGUUCAACAGUCCGCGCGAUUAUUCAAAUGGAAAUUAUCAGAGGGAUGGCUACCAACAGAACUGCAAGCGUGGAGCUGGCCAGGGACCCAGAGGCGCAUCGAGAGGCAGCACUCAGGCAAUGAGAUCCUGAAAGGUCUCUCGUAUUGACUAACUGCACCACACUGAAAAUUCCACAUUCAAGAGUACAUUUACCCCAGCUCACUCUGCUCUCGCCGGUAUGUUUGAUAUUGGACACAUCCAUCACAUGAAUCUGGACACAAGCAAAGCUGUGAAUUGAAUCAGAUUUACAGAGGCCAUGUGUAAACGAUGUUCCUGGAAACUUGAAAGAGUUCAUAAGUUAUUUUUUGUAUUAAAAUGCACCUGUCACUGCUGGUCCAAUCCAUGGGAGUCGCGUCCCUUUCUCAGUUAAUAUUGUCAUUUUGGUUUUGGGAAAGAAAAACGUUUUAGACAAGCACCCUUGCCUUGUUUGUCAACUGAUGUUGCUUUAAGGGUUUCAAUAAAGUUGUGUUGCAUACCCCAA